Molecule: messenger RNA, 321 nt
Organism: Blastomyces dermatitidis ER-3
Lineage: Eukaryota; Fungi; Ascomycota; Eurotiomycetes; Onygenales; Ajellomycetaceae
Exons: 2
Coding region: 1-321 (106 amino acids)
Source: RefSeq, a predicted model, not a curated record
AUGGCGACGGCGAACGCACUCGGGAUGGGCGAAGUUCUUCCGACCAACAAUAUAACCUUUUCUCGACAGGCCGUUUUCAGAUCGGUCGAGGAAUUGGUUGAUGGGAGGGCGAAACUGCGGUAUGGUGGUAUGGGCCGGCGGCGAACGCGAAAGAUGCGACAGAGAGGAUCUUGGAGGAGGGAAUGGCGAUGGGCGGAGAGAAGAGAGAGAGAUUCGAGCAGCGAUAUCAGGGCGCUGGGAGCAAGUGGUGAAGUUGUUGUUUGCGACGCACGCGGUUGGAGUGAGAGACGGCGGCGGAGGGCGAAGAGGAGAAGCGAGUGA